Messenger RNA from Cheilinus undulatus (humphead wrasse), 3561 nucleotides. Its product is annotated as collagen alpha-1(IX) chain-like. Bases 206 to 2845 code for a protein of 879 amino acids. The record is from RefSeq and is a predicted model, not a curated record. Lineage: Eukaryota; Metazoa; Chordata; Actinopteri; Labriformes; Labridae. Gene Ontology annotation, cellular component: collagen type IX trimer. The transcript has 38 exons.
CGCACAUUAAACUGCGCGUUGCUGCACAUACCAGAGGCGCAGCUCGACAGCAAGAUUGCUACCCUCAAAAGGAACAUUGAGGAGAGACAUCCUUCUGUGCGUCUUGUGCUGCUGCUAUCUGAUCCCACAAUGUCUGUGCACAGGACUCCACUCUCAGACUGUGAGAUUUUCAUCUCAAGUUGGUAUUCAUGGGGAGCAGCAGUUCAUGUGCCCUCAGAUCAGUGUCGGGGAGGAUCGCUUCCCAGGUUUUUACAUCAUGUCCCAGUUCCACAUUGCAGAGCUAGCAAGAAGAGGAACAGUCAAAAAGGUCCCUGGAUCAUCUCCUCAGCAUGUUGCUUAUCAUAUAGGCCCCGCAUUCAACUUCAGGAUCAACACAAGAUCAGCCUAUCCUUUGGGACUUCCAGAGGAGUUUGCAUUUGCGGCCGUACUGCGCAUGAGUGGCAGCACCAUCAACAAAAAAUGGAACAUCUGGCAAAUGCAGGAUGUGAAUGGCAACGAGCAGCUGUCUGUCAGACUCAACGGACAGUCCAGGACUGUGGAGUUUACCUUCACGGCGCUGGACGGCGGGAGACAGACUGUUGUGUUCAGCUCUGUGUCGUCUCUUUUCAAUGACCAGUGGCACACGGUGCUGCUGGACGUCAGCAAGCGCUCCGUCACCCUUUUCCUGGACUGUGCCAUGAUCGGUUCUCAGAGUUUACCGCCACGACAGGAAGUCAGUCUGGAUGGCUUCACGUUGAUUGGAAAGCUCAAGGACAACUCAGUGAUGGCAGUUCCGUUUGAGCUCCAGUCGAUGCUGAUUCACUGUGACCUGACGCGAGCCCGGUCCGACGUUUGCCAUGACCUCCCAGCCAGGACAUCGACUGAUGUGACCGAGGUGCUGAGGAAUCAAGGAACUGCUGGCCCUCCUGGACCUGCAGGUGUCCCAGGAAUUGAUGGCAUCGCUGGGGAAAGGGGAGACGAUGGCGUGGAGGGCCCUUCUGGACCUGAUGGAGAUGCAGGUAAACCGGGCUCUUCGGGAUUACCUGGAAUUCCUGGGAACGAUGGUCUGACCGGCCCUAUUGGAGAUCCCGGGCCUGACGGUCCCCCCGGACAGAAAGGAGAACCAGGAAAACCUGGACCUCGUGGAACAACUGGUGUUGGGCAAGAUGGACCCCCUGGACCACCUGGGCCUGGAGGACUUCCAGGUGAAGUUGGAAAAGUUGGACCACCAGGGGCCAUGGGUGUAAGAGGACCACAAGGACCUCGUGGACCACAGGGGCCUAGAGGUGCAGCUGGAAUGCAAGGCACUGGCGACCUGUGCCCAGACUCUUGUCCACCUGGGACCUCUGGACAUCCCGGCCUUCCUGGGAUGAAGGGUCACAAAGGUGUAAAAGGUGAAGCAGGAGAACCUGGGAAACAAGGGCACAAGGGUGAGGAGGGAGACCAGGGAAGUCCAGGGGAGGUCGGAUCCCAGGGACCAACGGGUCCCCAAGGACUUCCUGGAGCCACAGGAAUGAUGGGCUCCAAAGGAGAGAUGGGUCCUCGAGGUCUUGAUGGAGACCCAGGUCCCCAGGGUGUUGCCGGGGCGACUGGAGAUCAAGGCCAGAGGGGUGUGAUGGGCGAGUCUGGGCCUAAAGGUGAAAUGGGUGCUCAAGGGAAGAGAGGAAUCACAGGCUUGCCGGGUCCUAAAGGAGAGGCCGGCUUGCCAGGAGUUGAUGGUCGUGAGGGUAUUCCUGGGAUGCCGGGAGCAAAGGGAUCCAUCGGGAAGGCAGGCGCUCCAGGAGAGGUCGGACUUCAGGGGCUUCCUGGUCUGCCUGGAUCACCUGGACCAAAAGGCUCGGGUGGCUCUAAGGGAGAUUCUGGUCAGCCGGGCUUACCUGGGACCAUGGGAUCUGCGGGUAAAACGGGUGAGCGUGGAGAGCAGGGAGAGGUCGGGCCUGUUGGACCUAUCGGUAAUCCUGGAGAUGUUGGAGAGCAAGGCCCCGAAGGUCCAGCUGGAAAGAUGGGUGCAAGGGGACCCAAAGGUGACCCCGGCUUGCCUGGUCUCCCUGGUCCUCCUGGUCUGCCUGGAGUGAAAGGAGAGAGGGGAGAACGUGGAGAGUCAGGACCCAAAGGAGAGCAGGGAGUGCAAGGUGAUGAAGGAACUGCAGGAGAAAAAGGAGAUGUCGGUGAGCCAGGAGAGUCUGGAGCUAAAGGAGAGGUCGGUAACCCAGGAGAGCCUGGCAGAAGAGGUCCUGAGGGUAGUCGAGGGCAGCCUGGCAUUGAGGGCCCGCCUGGCUCACCUGGACCACGGGGCAUGCAGGGAAACAGGGGAGCACCUGGAGUCAGAGGGUCUCAAGGUCCCGCGGGUAAAGAGCCCAGUGAUCAGCACAUCAAACAAGUUUGCAUGCGAGUCAUGCAAGAACAGCUAGCUCAGUUAGCGGCUAGUUUAAGAAGACCUGAGUCUGGCGUGGCUGGUUUACCUGGGAAACCUGGACCCCCAGGACCUCCUGGAGCACCAGGAGAUAAUGGCUUCCCUGGGCAGGCUGGUGCAAGAGGCCUCCCUGGACUCAAAGGGCCGCCAGGAGCUCUUGGAGCCAAAGGACCCAAAGGUGAAAUGGGAGACAAAGGCUCCAGAGGGCCCACUGCAAGAGGACCUAAAGGUCAGCCGGGACCUCCUGGACUUCCUGGCGAGCCAGGCAAACCUGGCUAUGGUCAGGAUGGUCGAGACGGGCAGAGGGGACCUCCUGGCUCUCCUGGGCAGCCUGGUGUACCUGGUCCUCCUGGAGCAGCUGGACCUAAUGGUUACUGUGACCCGUCAGCCUGUAACCUCCCGGCAGGAGCCGCCCAUCAGAGUCUGGAUGUGAAAGGACCUGCUGGGAACUAAGAGCCACUGUGGCAGAGACAGACAGACUGUUUGAUUAGCUCCCUCGAGCACACAACAUUUUUCACACCGUCUUCUAAGGGGCUGUGGCUGCAGCAGAGCCUUCAAUCCAGUAUCCUCCAGUCCUGUGAGCGUGUUUUGUGCAAGCUAAACAUCCAUCUCAAGGAGCCAGACUUUGCAAGAUUGGAACAACACAAACACUGUCAUUUUUAGCUGGUUGUGGAGUGUUUGAUAUUUCAAAGAUGGUGUUGUCACUUGUUUCGAGACAAUAUGAAAUGAUAAGAAAUGUUUAUUUAUCCCACUCGCGUGUACCUGUCAUUUUCUCCUCCUAAACUGUUUUCAGGUUGUUCAAGUUGACAUCUUCACUAAAAAGUAGGAUCAAAAAUCCACCAAAGAUAAAGAGAAUAAGGGUCAUGUUUGGUUUAUGUGCCUUUUUCAGCUGACUUUGAUUUAAAUCUGCCAAAGAUAAACCUUCUUUAUGUAAAUGUCUUCUUUUAACAUGCCUAGCAAUUCUAAAUAAAAAGGAGAGAGGAUGACAAUGUCACCAAGUCACACUGACUUCAGUUCAUGUUGUAAAUCUGUAAAAAAAAAUGUUUGAAUUGUGGUUAAUUAUAUUUCCUACAAAACAACCUGAUGUGAAAUUUUGCCUCAUUGUAUUGAAUGACAAUGAAUAAGAAAGUGUCAUUGAUGUUACAAAUAAUUAAAUAAUGUUUAAUUUA